Molecule: messenger RNA, 365 nt
Organism: Helianthus annuus (common sunflower)
Lineage: Eukaryota; Viridiplantae; Streptophyta; Magnoliopsida; Asterales; Asteraceae
Exons: 3
Coding region: 30-350 (106 amino acids)
Source: RefSeq, a predicted model, not a curated record
AUUGGUCUUUGUUCAUCAUUGCCCAACACAUGGGACAUGUUUAUAUUUUGGAUUCAACAAAGAUAAAAGGCGAAAAGAGUGCUUCUAACUAUCGUCUUUCAAGCCUAAUUCCUACCGCCUUAGGAUCCGAGUUCAACUACACAGUGGUUGAUUGUAAGCAACAAAAGGGUGGAUGGGAAUGCGGCUACAUGGUUCUCCAACAUAUGUUUGACUUUGUCAAUUUGUAUCAAAACCAAUUUCCCGAUGAAAUGUGGCACGACACGAGAGUGGCUACGGAUAAUGAAAUAGAUGUUUUGUUGAUGAUGUUGAUGCCGAAGUUUUUUAGCGAGUUAGGUAUUCCGUUAGUUUAGCUUAUGUGUAGUUUG